This is a messenger RNA of Xenopus laevis (African clawed frog), 2039 nucleotides long. RefSeq names its product complement C1q tumor necrosis factor-related protein 7 (gene c1qtnf7.L). Gene Ontology annotation, biological process: signal transduction. The record is from RefSeq and is a predicted model, not a curated record. Lineage: Eukaryota; Metazoa; Chordata; Amphibia; Anura; Pipidae. Gene Ontology annotation, cellular component: extracellular region. The transcript has 3 exons. The coding region runs from base 622 to 1491 and encodes 289 amino acids.
UGUUCUGCCUCCCAUGGUCCCAGGAAUGUAGAAGACCAAAGGACCCCUGAUUGUUUUUGGGACAAAAGGAUCAUCUUUGUGGCGCAAUCCAUUAAAAUAUUAGCCGAGGAGGACAAAUCCAGUUCAGAUUCUCCCCUUGAAUCUCCCCCAGCUGUCAAUAAGCUUUGGUAAAAUGAGGUGCAAAGCUACAACCCAUCCCUGCACAGUGUUAUGUGGGGCUGGAAGCUGAGGUAUCAGAGCAGAACAAGAUAAAUGGGCUGCAGAUGAAGAGAAGCAAGAGAUUUUUUGGAAGUCUCACCCCCAUAACCAGAGCCUGAGGCUCUUUCAGUGACAGAGACUAAUUCUAAUGAGCUGCAGUUGCUUGAGGCUGAGGAACUUGGCAAGUGUCAGGGAGAAGGAGUGGGGAUUUGAGCUGAAGGGAAGCUCCAUCCUCUGCAUGUUUCACUCCACAUUUGCUCUGACCAUGAGAAGGGCUUUCUGCUGCAAUAGUUCACAGGAUUUAAAGCGUUUUUAGACCUCCCUUUAUUUAAGUCUUCUCUUUGCCUACUGGAACUUAUGGGACAGUCUGGAGACAGGAUCUUACAUGGUACAUCUCAUGACACAAUCCCACGAUAAGGGUCGAUGAUGCUUAUUCUGCUUUACGCCAUAAGCAUUGCUCUUUGCGCAACUGGACAGUCAUUCGACAAUAAUCAUAAAGGAGACCAUCAAUACACAAGGUAUGUCUGCAGCAUACCAGGAUUGUCUGGCCCUCCAGGUUCUCCUGGGCGUAAUGGACAAACAGGGCCCCAUGGACGAAUUGGUCUUCCAGGAAGAGAUGGGAGAGAUGGCAGGAAAGGAGAAAAAGGGGAGAAGGGAACUGCAGGCUUUCGAGGAAAAACAGGACCUCUCGGACCCAUUGGAGAAAGAGGAGACCAAGGAGAGACAGGUAAAAAGGGACCAGUAGGAGGAGCAGGGGGCAAAGGUGAACUUGGUCCUAAAGGGCCAUAUGGUCCAAGAGGUCCUAAAGGUGAAAGAGGAGAAAGUGGGGAACCUGGUGUAUGCAAGUGUGGAAACAUCAUCCUCAAAUCAGCUUUCUCAGUUGGAAUUACUACCAGUUAUCCACAAGAAAGGCUGCCCAUUCUGUUCAACAAGAUCCUAUUUAACGAGGGUGAGCAUUACAACCCUUCCGUAGGAAAGUUUAUUUGUGCAAUUCCCGGCAUUUACUUCUUCUCCUAUGAUAUCACUCUUGCUAACAAGCAUCUGGCCAUCAGCCUGGUGCAUAACGGACAGUACAAAAUCAAGACUUUUGAUGCCAACACAGGAAACCAUGAUGUGGCUUCAGGAUCAACACUUGUUUACUUGAAGCCGGAAGAUGAAGUGUGGCUUGAAAUUUUCUACACGGAUCAGAACGGACUUUUUUCAGAUCCCAGCUGGGCGGAUAGCUUGUUUUCUGGGUUUCUUUUAUAUCCCGAUACAGAUUAUAUGAAUGCAUUAUCUGAGGAUUAUUUUUGAUGAUGUCUUCUUACUGUACAGAUGCUGAUCUUUUCCAUGGAACCUGCAGAAAUUCCAGGAGAAACACAAUACAUACAAUUUUAUAUUUUCUCAGGAAUGCCAUGAUGUGCACAAUACAAUGUUUGAAUAAAACAAAGUUUAUAUAUAAUUAUGUUUUGCAAAACAUAAAAAAUCUGAACGACUAGAAGUCUUUAUUGGAAAAUAUGGGUGUUUAGAGACUUUCUUUAUGAGUGCUGUUUACCAAAGUAGCAAUCAGUAGCUUUCUGCUGUUUCUACAAUUCCUCACAAAUAUAUAUUUUUUACAAAAAUAUCAAAUUAGUGCUACAGGAAUUUAAAAUACAUAUAUAUUUUUUCAUGCCUGGUUUAAUUUAUUUAAACUCAAGUUACAUUAAAAGUAUACAGAUAUGGGACCAGUUACCUAGAAUGCUCAAAACCUUGGGUUUUCCCCGGAUUAGGGGUCUUGGAACACUAGACUUUAAAAGGCACAUUUAUCAAUAUUAGAAUUUUGAACUCAUGUAAGUUUUUUUUAAUUCACGUGAAUUAAAUUU